AUGGAAAGACUUUUUGAUCUAGCUCGAGUACCCCAAGUUGACAAAGUACGGCUAGCAAUAUACUUGUUGAGGGAGGAUGCUAGCUAUUGGUGGGAUACUAUGGCGGCCAUCCAUGGAGUAGACACAAUGACUUGGGAACAUUUUCGAAACUUGUUGGAAGAAAGAUACCUUACAACUGCCUUAAAAGAUGAAAAAGCAAGAGAAUUCACCUACCUAAGGCAGAAAAAGAUGCUGAUGGAAGAGUUUAUUCGAAAAUUUAAUGAACUCUCAAGAUACGCCCCCCACAUGGUCUGUACGGAUGAAUUAAAAAUCAAGCAUUUCAAAAAUGCUAUUCAUCCUGACAUCCGUAAAGAUCUCGAAGUAGCAGACUUGGAGGGAGCUUCUUUUUCCAAAGUAGCUGACAAAGCCUUGAAGAUCGAAAGGGCAAUACUGAUGCAAGAACGGGAGAAAGAAGCUGAAUUCAGAAGACAGGGCGCAAAGAACUUCCGAAAUCGACAAAAUAACAAUUUCAUGAAAGGUGGUCCAAGUCAGAAAAGUAGUGACAAGAAGCGGCCUAACCAGUGGAGUUUCAACAACAACAACAACAACAAGAGAGGAAAGGAGCAGUCCCAAGAAAAGUCAGGAUUUCCUCAAUGCCCCAAAUGUAACAGAUAUCAUCCUGGUGAAUGUCGGGUUGGUACUAACACUUGCUACAUAUGCGGGAAGCCGGGACACUUUGCAAGGGAAUGUUCCAACCGUAAUGAACAAUAUAAAGGAGGAGAGGAAAAGAAAACAAAUGGCAGAGUCUUUGCCUUGACUCGAGAAGAAGCGGAAGCAAGUCCAUCCACAGUAAUCUCAGGUCAGCUCCUUUUCAAUAAUGUCCCUGCAUCAGUAUUAGUUGAUUCUGGAGCUACACACUCAUUUGCAUCAGUGCAUUUAGUUGAUAGACUGAACGGAUUACCUGUUGAGAUGGAUACAAUUUUUAGUGUAGCACUACCCUCCGGGGAAGUGCUAUACUCAACUCAUUGGUAUAAGACUAUACCAAUUACAAUCAAUGACAGGGAACUAUAUGUUAACCUGAUCAUUAUCGACAUGAAGGACUAUGACGUCAUUUUAGGAAUGGAUUUCCUAACAACGUAUAACGCUAGAAUCGACUGUAGUAAGAAAGAAGUCGUUUUUGCACCGGUUGGAGAAGAAGAAGUUCAUUUUCAAGGGAAAGAGAAGCGAACCCCUUCACCAAUGAUUUCUGCAGCAAAGGCCAGGAAAUUAUUAGCAAACAGAUGCACCGGAUAUCUAGCAACGAUUUGUGACGUCUCGAAAGAGAAGCUUGCGCGACCUGAAGACGCUCAUAUUGUACGCGAAUUCAUGGAAGUAUUUCCAGAAGAUCUUCCUGGAAUUCCUCCAGAUCGUGAAAUUGAGUUUGAGAUCGAGUUGUUACCUGGUACAACUCCGAUUUCAAAGGCUCCUUACCGCAUGGCACCUGCCGAACUGAAGGAACUAAAGACUCAACUGGAGGAACUUUUGGAAAAGAAGUUUAUAAGACCCAGUCAUUCACCGUGGGGAGCUCCAUCAGAAAAAGAACAUGAGGAACAUCUAAGACGUACGCUGGAAACUCUCAAAAAGGAACAACUGUAUGCCAAAUUCAAGAAGUGUGAAUUUUGGCUCGACAAGAUUAACUUUUUGGGACAUGUUGUAUCAAAAAGUGGGAUUUUGGUGGAUCCAGCUAAGGUGGAAGCAGUAAAAGAAUGGUCCCAGCCAAGGAAUGCAACUGAAAUAAGAAGUUUUCUGGGCUUAGCUGGAUAUUAUCGACGAUUCAUAGAAGGGUUUUCCAAAAUUGCAACCCCACUUACGGCGCUCACUAGAAUGAAUAGUCGAUUCAUAUGGACGGAAGCUUGUGAGAAGAGUUUUAGGGAAUUAAAGAAUCGACUAACUAAUGCCCCAGUCCUCACCAUCCCGAAUAGUACAGACGAGUUUGAAAUUUUCUGUGACGCUUCAAAGAUGGGAUUAGGAGCGGUGUUGAUGCAAGAAGAAAGAGUAGUAGCUUACGCCUCCAGACAAUUAAAGGAUUACGAGAAGAACUACCCCACACAUGAUCUAGAGUUAGCUGCGUCGACUCUGCUGGAGGAAAUAAAAGAAGGUCAAGAAUCAGAUCCUCACCUGACCGAGGUCAAAGCAGAAGUCAAAGAAGAAAAAGUGAAGAAUUUUAAUGUUUCUGACGCAGGAAUAUUAAAAUUUAAUGAAAGAAUUUGCGUACCUGCAAGAGAGGACAUUAAGAAAAAGAUUAUGAAUGAAGCCCAUAAUACUCCAUACACGGUACACCCAGGCUCAACAAAGAUAUACAGAAGUUUGAAGGAACACUUUUGGUGGCCUGGCAUGAAGAAAGACAUAGCCCAAUAUGUAGCUCGAUGCCUUACUUGCCAGAGGAUUAAGGCAGAACAUCAACGACCUGGAGGAGAACUGCAGCCUUUGGAAAUACCAGAAUGGAAAUGGGAGCAGAUUGCAAUGGACUUCGUUAUUGGACUUCCACGAACAAGCAAAGGAUAUGAUUCAAUAUGGGUCAUCAUCGACCGAUUAACAAAGUCGGCUCAUUUCCUUCCGGUAAAGGUGACGUACACAGGGGACCAGUUAGCGGAAGCUUAUGUGCAAGAGAUAGUACGAUUGCAUGGAAUUCCAAUUUCCAUAGUGUCAGAUAGAGACUCAAAAUUUACCUCGAAGUUUUGGCAAAGCUUGCACAAGGCUAUGGGGACAAGAUUGAAAUUUAGUACAGCUUUCCACCCACAAACAGAUGGUCAAACAGAAAGGACUAUACAGACUCUUGAAGAUAUGCUAAGAGCGUGUGUCCUGGACUUUGAAGGAUCGUGGAGUAAAUAUUUACCGCUGAUUGAAUUUGCCUAUAACAACAGUUAUCAGGAAACCAUAGGGAUGGCACCCUAUGAAGCGUUAUAUGGGCGGAAGUGUCGAUCUCCUAUCCAUUGGCAUGAAGUGGGUGAAAGAAAGUACAUAGAGCAACAAACUGGACCAGAUAUGGUGACGUCGACAACGGAAGCCAUUCGAAAAAUUCAACAGAGGAUAGCAACAGCCCAAAGUCGACAAAAGUGCUAUGCAGACAAACGAAGAAGACCAUUAGAGUUCCAAGUCGGAGAAAAAGUAUUUCUGCGGAUAACACCAAUGAAAGGUGUUAUGAGAUUUGGACAAAAAGGGAAAUUGAACCCAAGGUUCAUUGGACCUUUUGAAAUACUAGACCGAAUUGGAAAAGUGGCCUAUAAAUUGGCACUGCCACCAGAGUUGUCGGAUGUACAUGAUGUAUUCCAUGUGUCUAUGUUGAAGAAAUACAUUCCUGAUUCCAGUCACGUGUUGAAACAUGAAGUUAUCCAGGUGGACAAAGACCUUACUUAUGAGGAAAAGCCUGUCCAAAUUUUGGAUCGAAAGAAUAAGGUCUUAAGAAAUAAAGAAAUACCUUUGGUCAAAGUAUUGUGGAGAAGCCAGGCAAUAGAAGAGGCUACGUGGGAGCGUGAGGAUGAGAUGAAAGCUAAACAUCCCGAUUUAUUCUAGA
Messenger RNA from Humulus lupulus (European hop), 3532 nucleotides. RefSeq lists its product as uncharacterized. Gene Ontology annotation, biological process: DNA integration. Lineage: Eukaryota; Viridiplantae; Streptophyta; Magnoliopsida; Rosales; Cannabaceae. The transcript is spliced from 3 exons. Gene Ontology annotation, molecular function: nucleic acid binding; zinc ion binding. The record is from RefSeq and is a predicted model, not a curated record. The coding region runs from base 1 to 3531 and encodes 1176 amino acids.